AUGGCGUUCACGUUUUUCCUGGAAAGACAGAUACCGCUUCUGCUCGCAGAAGCAUGCCGUACGUGGAAAUGUACAGGUGUAUCGUUUCCCGCCAGGACCGUUGGCACCUCGGCAACUCAUCGACGGCUUACCACUUCUGCCUUCAAGACGUCGCAGCCUGCUCCGCCAUCCCCGAGUGAUGACAGGUACAUCCAGCUCCAAAGCACGGACGAUGUCGGUAAGGUAACGCGUACUCAGUCGGUGGUGGAUAUAACGGACGACAACGCUGACGUCAGCGGCCGGGUGUUGAGUCAGAAGGAAUUUUUGGAAGCCAAGCGAACACGUUUUGUCACUAAAGAGGAAUACGACCAAUUAAAACCACACGAGGUGCGAAAGCAUGUGAAGGCUACCAUGAAGCCCGCCGACCUGGAGGCGAAAUACGGAAAGAAGCGGGCAAAAAAAAUGAUAAAGCGUCAAAUGCUGGCCGAACACGGCAAAGUAACCUGGAAUCCACGCGAACCAGUUGCGGAGUCGCACAUCAAAGAAUUCAGCGUGGACGACAUCGACAUUGAGCGCAGGCCGCGGGUAGAACAGUUCCAUUUUUUGAAUAAGUCCAUUUACGACAUGACCGAGGAGGAAUUCUACAGCUCAUUCUUUCGUGACCGUGAGAGAAAAUUCGACGGCAUGGGCAGCAAACUUCGGAACCUGGAAGCGCAGUUGCUCAAAGAGCAGCAGGAAGCGCUACGCGACUCUCCGAAGACUCGGAUCGCGCCCAAGGCAUACUGGAUGAAACCUAACUAUGUGUCCCCAACCCCGGACGAGGUGGCCGCAUUGAAUUCACUGGAUCUGCGUUUUGUCAUGAUGAAUGAAGCCCGCAAAUCCAUUGCCACAUGCAACAUCGAUGAUAAGGUGUGGGAGGCAUUUUUGACGCGGGUUAACACCAUUGCCGCUAACGUCUGCAUCCGGUCCUUGCUGCGCUUUCUCCAAAUCGUCUCGAAGGUCCAACUCACCCCGACGGAUCACGUGCGUGCCUUGGUCGACCACAUCCAUCGGCGCCGAGCAGAGAUGAAACCCAAGCAUUACGUCUUUCUGUUCCAGGCAUUGGGCAGGCUGCGGCUGCGUGAUCAGCGGCUGUACGACGACCUAUACGAGAUGGUGCUGUGCUGGCCCGUGCUGCGUAACAAUUUCUUGGUAAAGGCUGCCAAUUCGCUCGCGAAGCUUGGGGUUUGCGACUCGUUGCUGCUGCAGCCUCUGCGUGAUGUAAUGGCGAAGCGCAUCGAGCAUUUUUCAGCAACCGACUGCACACGUAUGAAGGCCAUAACUGUACUCGAAAUGUUCGGCGAUGACAUGAUUCUGUCAUUCCUGGAGAAAUGCGAGUACCACCGGCAACACUUCCGCCACUACACGCGCCACCUGGAGGUUAUCGAGUUGUACAUUCGUCUGUUCAAAGCGGAAGUAUAUGCCCGUAUGGAUGACGCCACUAAACAGUUUCUCAUCGACGUUCGGCAGCAGACGUUGGCCAAGAAGCUGGCCGAUGCCACGUUGGCACCUAUCGCGGCUGAUGAGCCCAAUGCAGCCAUAGCAGAUGAAGGAGAAGACGACCAUUCGGAUCAAGAUGUGCCCGGCUUGCGCGACUCAGCUGCUGAUGACUCCGGUACUACCACAAAGACCUUCCACUGCCCGUACCACGAGGACGUGAGCAGGGUGCUUACGCUCAUCGGCGUGCCUCAUCGCAACUACAUGAAGGCUGGACCUUUCAUUCUGGACGUUUACGAGCCUAAGUCUAACACCGUCAUCGAGAUAAAUACCGAGCACCAAUACUACCACGGCACUACACACCUCACUGCUAUGGCUCGCAGGCGCCACGAGCUGAUCGCGGGCAUGGGCUUCCGUCUGCUACACAUCCCGUACCGGUGGUGGCGGCAAUUGCACGGUGACGAGGCGAAGGCGUCGGCGCUGCAGGAGCAUCUCUGCCUGGUCUCGUGA
Messenger RNA from Babesia bigemina, 1965 nucleotides. RefSeq lists its product as hypothetical. The record is from RefSeq and is a predicted model, not a curated record. Bases 1 to 1965 code for a protein of 654 amino acids. Lineage: Eukaryota; Apicomplexa; Aconoidasida; Piroplasmida; Babesiidae. The transcript is spliced from 9 exons.